CGGGGCGGGGAUGCCGCGUGGCCGGCUGCUCCGCGGGCGGGGGGCCACCUGCGCCGGAGGACCGGGGGCUCCCGCAGCGCCAGCUCCGAGGCCGGGGGCGGAGCGGACACCAUGAGCGUGGGCUUCAUCGGGGCCGGCCAGCUGGCCCUCGCCUUGGCCAAGGGCUUCACCGCGGCAGGCGUCCUGGCCGCCCACAAGAUCAUGGCCAGCUCCCCAGACAUGGACCUGGCCACGGUGUCUGCCCUCAGGAAACUGGGGGUGAGCCUGACGCCCCACAACACGGAGACGGUGCGGCACAGCGACGUGCUCUUCCUGGCGGUGAAGCCGCACAUCAUCCCCUUCAUCCUGGACGAGCUGGGCCCCCACAUGCAGAGCCGGCACCUCGUGGUGUCCUGCGCGGCCGGCGUCGCCAUCAGCAGCAUCGAGAAGAAGCUGCGGGCCUUCCAGCCGGCCCCCAAGGUGAUCCGCUGCAUGACCAACACGCCCGUGGUGGUGCGGGAGGGCGCCACGGUGUACGCCACGGGCACCCACGCCCACGGGGAGGACGGCCGGCUCCUGGAGCGGCUGCUGGGCAGCGUGGGCUUCUGCGCCGAGGUGGAGGAGGACCUGAUCGACGCCGUCACCGGGCUCAGCGGCAGCGGGCCCGCCUACGCAUUCACGGCCCUGGACGCCCUGGCCGACGGGGGCGUGAAGAUGGGGCUUCCCCGGCGCCUGGCCGUCCGCCUCGGGGCCCAGGCCCUGCUGGGUGCUGCCAAGAUGCUGCUGGACGCGGAGCAGCACCCGGGGCAGCUCAAGGACAACGUCUGCUCCCCGGGCGGCGCCACCAUCCACGCCCUGCACGUGCUGGAGCGCGGGGGCUUCCGCUCGCUGCUCAUCCAGGCCGUGGAGGCCUCCUGCAUCCGCACCCGGGAGCUGCAGUCCAUGGCCGACCAGGAGAAGGUCUCGCCCGCUGCCAUUAAGAAGACCGUCCUGGACAAGGUGAAGCUGGACCCCCCUCCGGAGGCCGCGCCGGCCCCUUCGGGCCACUCCACGCUGCUCCCCCGCAGCCUGGCCCCCGGGGGCAAGGAGGACUGAGGGCCCCCCUCUCCUGCGCCGGGCGGCCGCUCCAGGCCCCGGCCACACGGGGAGUCCUGUCUGCGUGGCUGGAGCGGGGUCGUAGCCAGGGAGGGGUCCCUCACUUCCCAGGGGGCUCACCUCCGGGGUCAGCUGUCCUGGGGCGUGCCCCUCCUAAGCACAGAGGCCCAGGUUCCCUGCCCUGCAGGCCCAGCCCAGGAGGGAGCCCCGUCCCACGCCUGCCAGUUCCACAGCCUCCAGGCGCAGGGACACCCCUCAGUGUCCGAGGGGACCCAAGGGUCCCGGCGUCCUGGCCUCAGGGGAGGGACCUGGGUGCUUGGCCAGCGGCCAGCUGCCCCUUGCUCCCGCUGGGCAUCUGAGAAAAGGGCUCCUCGGGCAGGUGGACAUCCAAGGUCCCUACAGCGCUCAGGCCUCUGCCUCCCACUCCUGACCUAGGUUCAAUAAGCUGGUUUCACCCUAGCUGGUGUGGGCAGAGGGUCCCAGGAUUGGAGGGUCCCAGGUUUGAUUCUGGUCAAGGGCACAUACUUGGAUAGGGGGCUUGACCCCUAGUAGGGGGCAUGCAGGAGG
Molecule: messenger RNA, 1641 nt
Organism: Pipistrellus kuhlii (Kuhl's pipistrelle)
Lineage: Eukaryota; Metazoa; Chordata; Mammalia; Chiroptera; Vespertilionidae
Gene: PYCR1
Product: pyrroline-5-carboxylate reductase 1
Exons: 8
Coding region: 112-1074 (320 amino acids)
Biological process (GO): L-proline biosynthetic process
Molecular function (GO): pyrroline-5-carboxylate reductase activity
Source: RefSeq, a predicted model, not a curated record